AAUACAAAAAGGGAAAAAGCAACAACAAAAAAAAACAAGGUGUGACGGGGCCGGGUCCCCAAAAUCCAACAGCCAAGUGAAACAUUGCGAAAUCCUUUGACGAAAUUUCCAAAGCCACCUUAUUUACUUGGGGGGCUAUUGCCAAAACAGAGUGAAAGUAAACAAUGGAGCUGACGAAAAUGGAUAGGCGAUUGCAAAUCACACAGCUAAUAACGUGCUCUGCCCUGUUUGUGCUACUGUUCAUGUCCGCCGUGGCGCAGUCCGUUGGCACGCCGAGCUUCGGUUUCGAUUCGGCGAACUCGUGCAGUCCGAACGGUAAAGUGUCGCGACGUGGUCGUGCCCAGAUGCUGGCAGCGAUACCCUGCGAUUUGGGCAAGCAGGCGUAUUGUCAUCUGCCCGGCUCAAUAUAUCCGUGGCAUGCGGUGCGUCGCUUUGUCCACGAGAACCAGGGACUGAUGAAGCGCAUGUACGGCGAUGUCCGACACAUUUCCAUACUACGCGAUGAGAUCCAGAACAAUGAGGUUGUCGACCCGGAGGACAUCGAGGAGGCGGCGCAACGCUACUCGAAGAUGCCACGUGGCGCCAAGUAUAUGUUGCAUGGUCGGGACAGCGAUCGCGAUGAUUAUAGCAGCUACAAGGGCAACGAUGUGCUAAUGGAACCACAUUUUCGACCAGUGUCCGUUGUGAGCAGCACAUCAACAACGACAACAACAGCAACACCAACAACACCAACAACGACAACAAUUACAACAAGAAAAACAACACCAACAAAAGCAGCAACAACAACAACUGGCACGCCAACAACAACCACACCUAGUUCCUCCAGCUCAACAGGAACUGUUGUGCAACCGGAACAUCCCAGUGUGGAUUCGAAUAGUGUUUAUGAAGUGCCCGGCACCAGCUCCACCACCAGUACAACGACACAGCGCACGGUUGCUGGUGAAAAUAUACAAAUUAUUGAUUCACCACAACUGGGGCAAGGGCUACGCAAUUUGAGCAUUGCAGCCGCCGCCGCAGCACCUGCAACACUGGUAAAGACCACAACGGCGGCACCCAAACGCACCACAGUGAUGCCACUGCGCAGGCAGACCUCGACAACCACCAAGGCAGCAGCAGCAGCAGCCUACGUUAAGGCAGCACCACUGCAAACAACAACAACAACCACUGCUGCAACACUGAGCAGCACCACAGCGGCAAGCAGCGCUUUGCCACCACGCAGAAAUGUGACGAAGACAACGAUGGGAACCACAACACCCUUCAGCUUUGCCUCACUCUUCUCGCCCACCUUCAAUGCGGCUUUGAAUGCGGAGAAACAGCGCCGGCCACUGACUGUGAGCACCACCACCACCACAACCACCAGCAGCAGCAGCAGCAGCAGCACCACUGCUGCACCAGCCACCAGCACCACAAAAGCCGGACUAUUGCGUGAGGGUGGUCAGCUUUUCCAAGAUGCCAUGAAGCAGGAGCCGAUGGCGGUGAGCAGCAAUAUGCGUGGAGUCAAUGCUUGUCCUGUCAAGGAUGAGGUGGUUGCUCCAUUUUGGGCGAACAACACACGUGGCGAGGUGCUGGCUCUGCUCAAUCUGUAUCCCUUUGAGCAGUAUGUACACUGGGAGAAAUGCACGCAUGAGUUCAAGCAGAUGUUCUGUCGCGACGGCUGUCGUUGCGAGCAGCAAUAUCGAUUGCAUCGAUUGCUGGCCUACGAUCCACACAAUGAGUGCCGUGGCAUCUUCUCCGACUGGUUUCGCUUCCCCUCCAGCUGCAUAUGCAAGUGCUAUAAUAUACCCAUGGAUUUUCGGGCAACAUCGCGUAGUCCGCGCUCCGACAGCAGCUUCGAUGAUGGGACACAGUCUAUGCCACAGCCGGACCCAAUUCGGGCAGCCGAAGCGGAGGUGCAACGUGCCAUCUACGAACAUGCCACAGAUCAAUGGUAUCGGCCACGCGAUGACUUCGAUUUCUUUGAGGGUUAGCUCGUGACACAAACACAGACACAGACACAUGCACAGCCAGAGACAGAGAGAAAGAGUACCUAGUCCUAGUCCCUCCCAUGUACAAAAAAAAAACUAAAUAACCCCUUGUAAUUAAAACGACUCAAAAUAAAUAAUCUAAAACUGUCUCAAAUUUAAGUUAUGCUAACUUUAAAUUUCACUUGAAAUUCACAAUUAAUAGAAACUAGUUUAAUAAGAUAUAUUUAAGUAAUUAUUGUUGUUUGAGUUACCCUUUAAUUGUUAAAUGAUUCUACGUUAAGCCAGCCAUUGUGUUAUUGUAUAUAGAUAAAGAUCAACAUAAUGUGUUUCCCAGCGAAAACUUUACAGAGCGAAUGU
This is a messenger RNA of Drosophila grimshawi, 2321 nucleotides long. It is a transcript of the gene spz4, whose product is annotated as protein spaetzle 4. Gene Ontology annotation, cellular component: extracellular region. The record is from RefSeq and is a predicted model, not a curated record. The transcript is spliced from 3 exons. Bases 165 to 1967 code for a protein of 600 amino acids. Gene Ontology annotation, molecular function: growth factor activity; Toll binding. Lineage: Eukaryota; Metazoa; Arthropoda; Insecta; Diptera; Drosophilidae. Gene Ontology annotation, biological process: innate immune response; central nervous system formation; regulation of Toll signaling pathway.